This is a messenger RNA of Lytechinus pictus (painted urchin), 3000 nucleotides long. Its product is annotated as dimethylglycine dehydrogenase, mitochondrial-like. Gene Ontology annotation, molecular function: dimethylglycine dehydrogenase activity. The transcript has 6 exons. Gene Ontology annotation, cellular component: mitochondrion; cytoplasm; mitochondrial matrix. The coding region runs from base 210 to 1361 and encodes 383 amino acids. Lineage: Eukaryota; Metazoa; Echinodermata; Echinoidea; Temnopleuroida; Toxopneustidae. The record is from RefSeq and is a predicted model, not a curated record.
AAGCUAGCUGGCCUCGAGAUGCACUGCAAGGUACUAUAGGUACCGUAUACUGCGUGCACUGCACAAUCACAGCAAUACAGUCGAUCGGGGGGCUCCGGGUCAAACAGGCACAGUGUGUUAAUAAAUCAAAGAUGGAUAAAUAGCGUUCUGGCCAAGAAAUCAACUUAAUAUUUCUACAUUAACUGGAUUCUGACAAAAGAAGAGAAAUAAUGGCAUGCCGUCUGUUGCAGUUCAGGAAAUUCAACCAAACUUUGCGAGGUGCAUUCGCUAACUCAACAAAUUCAUUGACACUGGCUCGAUGCAUCUCGUGUAGCAGGACAACACGGAACGGAAAAGAACCGGCAGAAACAGGUGAUUUGAAGAAGCGAUGGAAGGACAAGGCGGAGACUGUUGUUAUUGGGGGCGGGGCUGUUGGUGCUGGAAUAGCGUACAGCCUUGCUAAGGCUGGUAUGAAGGAUGUUGUUCUUUUAGAAAAGAGUGAGCUUACAGCGGGAUCAACAUGGCAUGCAGCUGGAUUAACAACAUACUUCCAUCCAGGGAUUAAUGUAAAGAAUGUGCAUUACACAAGUCUUAAGAUAUUUGAUCAGUUGGAGGAAGAGACUGGACAGGCUGUUGGAUUCCACAAACCUGGUAGUAUACGAAUCUUAUCAAGCCCAGAUAGGAUGGAUGAAGCAAAGUAUCAGAUGUCUAGACAAGGAUGGAAUAAAGCUUAUCAGAAACUUCUUACUCCUGAAGAAGUUGAAGAACUUUGCCCAAUUAUUAACAUUGAUGGGGUCUUGGGUGGUAUCCACAACAUUGAAGAUGGUCAUAUAGAUCCAUACUCCUUGACUCAAGCCUUAGCUAUAGGAGCUCGUAAGUAUGGAGCUGAUAUCUACAUGCCUGCACCUGUCUCUGGUCUGAAGCAAUGUGAUGAUGGAACGUGGGAUGUUGAGACCAAUGAGGGUACCAUUCAUGCUCAGAGAGUUGUCAAUGCUACAGGAUUUUGGGCUAAAGAGGUAUGUCAGAUGAUUGGUCGUGACCUGCCAAUGAUCUCAGCCCAUCAUCAGUACAUGGUGACCUCUACGAUCCCAGAGGUCAAAGCUUUGAAGGGUGAGAUCCCUGUGAUGAGAGACCUGGAGGGAUCCUACUACCUCCGUAUGGAGCGGGAUGGGCUCCUGUGUGGACCCUAUGAGAAGGAGCAUAAAAUGAAGCUCCAGGAUGAAUGGGCGGAGAAUGGAGUGCCUCCAGGUAAAUUCUUCAUCUUUAUCGAACCACUCCUUGUGAAUUUUGAAGUGCUUGCAAAUCAGGGGGUAGGAGGUACAUGUAUUCAUCAACAGGUCUUGGAGCUACCUCAUCGGCUUACAACUUGUACUUGUUUUUGAUUGGCUAAGAAGUACUUGGUCUCUGACUGUUGAUAUGGUAGCUGUCAGACAAUUAGAACUUUUGAAAGUUUUGAAAAGCAUGAUGCACUGAUCCAAUUAUUUUUAAGAUAGGCACAUGGACAAGGCAAGAAUGGGUUAGUGGCAUGACAGUGCAACACUCAAUUGAUUUUAACAAGAAUUGAAUCUGACAAUUCACCAUCUAUUCUUAAAGAAUCUUCACAUAUCUACCUCCAAUUGCAUUAUUUCUUUGAACAUUCCAUCACUCUUUUCCAUCAUUACAGUGGUAAUCUCAGUGUUAUCAAAGCAUAUAUGUGUGAGCUAACCACAGUUCUCUUUAAUACUAGGUCCUAGCAUUCAGUCACUUUAAAUAUUUACUGAACUAAACAAACAUAGAACUCGCGUCACAUGUAAGCCGAUUGGAUUCAAAGUUCAAAGGUCUCCAUACGAUAACAAUGAAUACUGUUAUAGCUUCCGUAUAGUUCUCCUACAAUUUCAUCCAUUAAGCCUAAUUAUUGUGAUCAUUCUUGGGAUAAUUUGUCAAGUCAUCAGUUUGUGUUCAUCUCUAAAAUGUAGGAUAUUAUUAACAGAGGCUUUCUUGAUAUUACAUGCAAAUUCCAUUAGAUACACAAAUCUAAAUAGAUAGAAUAUAUAAAUAAGAAAAAUAAUAGGAAAUAAAAUUUGAAUUCUAAGUUGCAUAAAAUGUGUACAGAAGUGUACAUGCUAUUGCUCUUUAUUACAAUCUGCUUUUCAUCAUCCUCUUAUCUUUAAUAUUUAAAUAUUAAUAUUUCAUAAAUUCUUGGUUUUCAUACAUGUUAAUCAGUGGUUGUAUCGGGAAAGGGAAACUUUAGUUUUGGUAGACUUGUGAAUUUGGUAGCAAGAUUAAAACUACAGAAGGGUUUAUCUCUUCCAUAUUAAUUUGAAAAGUGAUGUAAAGUGACAUACAAUCAAUUAUUGUAGAAGGAAAUUUCCAACAAAAUAAAAAAAUACAAUCAUGCAUGAAUGUUAAUAUGAAGACAAAUGUAUAUUAUACAGCAUUUACCAACAGAUCUAAUUAAUGCAUAUUGAGGUUUCUUGGAUUUGAAUUUGAAAUAUUGAUGUCAUCAGCAGUUUCUUCCUCGAAGAACUUUGGUCCCUUGCCACCCCAUUUAGAACUAUUGACAUUUUUCUCAGACAAACAAACAUGCACUUUAUCAGUUAUUUACAUAAUCUGGGGGUGGUUUCACAAAGAUUUAAGUGUGACUAAAAGUCCUGCUUAAGUGCUAACGUCUGCUUGAUAUUUAAUGUGUAAACUCAAUGACUGAUGUAGGUGGUAGGGCAUGUCAACUGACUGUAAUCUGAACAAUAAGGUGAUGCAUGUUUGUCCUACGCAACAAAUCUAUAUGUAAAUUUGAAUUUGAAAUCUUUGUGAAAUGCCCCCCACCAGUAUGCUCCAUGGCUUUUAGUCAGCUAAUAAAACACAUAAGACAACGACUAACAUUGUGCAUGAAUUCUCUAUUCUUGCCAUUAUUUUUUUGAGCAUUUGUUUAAAUUCAACUGUAAAGAUAGGUGUAAAAACAAUUCUUUGACAAAAAUGUGAAUACAAUAAACACUCGGGCGUUUUUGUAUAAAAAAAAUCUUCAAGGCAUUCCGAGGCCCUUAG